UGGUGUGGAGUCAUGUAGUGUGUGGUCGUGGAUUAAUGGGCGAGUGUUUCAUGUGACCCAACAAUGCAGGACGUGUCAAAACAUUAAGAAGUGGGCAAGCCAUACUGAAGACAGCCAACAGGUCUCCAAGGAGACGUCAGUCCAGACAGAAGAGGAUAUUAAAGAGGAGCAGGAAGAGGAACCUAAAGGAUAUGGUUGCCCAGGUGACACCAGAGUUCACACCCUGGUGGCACCACUUUUAAACAGCCCUGAGGGAGAGGAAGAGGAUGAGGAGGAGGAGGUGCCCAGAGAGGAGCAGCGCGGGGCGGGCAAGAGGAGGCGACUGCACCCCCUAGUACUUCUGGAGGAACAACUUCUACAGGAGCAAAGUCAUGGAGAUUGGGAGGAUGAGGAUGAAGAAGCUGAGGAGGAGAGUAGAGGGGAGGUGCAAAGACAUGGAGGGCAGCAGGAGAAAGAGGAGAUGGGGAAGCAGGAGGAGAGAGACGAGGAGGUGAAUGAACAGCAGAAUGGCAAUGAUGAGCAGGAGAGAGGAAUACAGCAAGAGGAGAGAGGAGAGGAGAAGGAGGGAAAGCCAAAACGCAGCCAGAGGAACAGGAGGAUGAGAAGAAUGAGCAGUGAGGAAGAGUAUGAUGAGGAGGAGGAAGAGGAGGAGGAGAAGGAGGAGGAGAAAGGAUAUCAUGGAAACGCCAAAAGGAAGAAGGAGGAGGAGAGCGAUGAGGACUGGAUGCCUGAGGACGGAGUGUUGCCUCAGUUGGACCGCCCCUCCUCCUGCUCCGAGGAGUACGAGGAUGAUGAUGAUGACGAUGAAGAGGAACAACCGCGUGAGCUGUGCAGCGACUGCGGUAAAAUGUUCCGGAGUCAACCGGACAAGCCGCAUGUCUGCCUCCACAAAGCCAAAUCAACAACAUGCGGAAUAUGCGGUAAAGCAGUGCUGAAUGCACAGGGUCUCCGCCUACACAUCGCCCAAUUCCACCACAAACGCCCGCAGUGCAAGUUUUGCUUCAAGCAGUUCAGGUACGUUCAGGAGAAGCUUCAGCACGAGGAGACUCAUCAGGGAGAGAAACUGAAAUUCUACUGCUCAGAAUGCCCUGAGCGAUUCCGUACCCGCGAGAGCCGGAGUGCUCACAGGAAAACACACUGGACGCAUGGCAGGUACAUUUGUGAGGUCUGCGAUAAGGUAUUUAGUGACUUGCAUCACCUAAAAAGACACAAGCUGGUUCACACUGGAAAGAAGCCGUUCACGUGUAAAGUGUGCGAUCGCUCGUUCAACCAAGACGGCCACCUGAAGUCACACAUGCGCAUGCACACGGGAGAGAGACCCUUCAAGUGCCCGCAGUGUGAGAGGAGCUUCAACCACAACGUCAGCCUCAAGAACCACCUCCAGCGACACCACGGAGCCAAGACUGGCCCAGCUCAACAGGACCAACAGGAGGCUUCCGGAACGCAGCAGGAGGGUUCUAGAACUGACCAAAGGUCCAGAACAUUGGAGUAGACUUUGCAGAACAGAAUUGAGGAAGACACUAGACAUAACUCCAUAGCAUGUUCUAGAAGUCUUAGGUAAAUAUUCUGGAAAGUUCUGCCCAGAGUUCCUGAACACCUGAAUAGACUUUGCAGAGCAGGCCCGAGAGAAGCCAAGAGGUUAGGCAGCCAGCAGCAUGUUCUAGAACUAACAGAACUGAAGAAUGUUGAGAAAGUUCUGGGGAAAUCUGCCGAAUAUCCUCGAACAUUUAAACAGACGUUAAACUUUGAGAUUUAAGAUUUUUACAAUAUCAAUGUUUCAUUAGAAGCCACAAAAGGGCUUAUAGUGUUCAGGAGACCCAGCUGAUAAUACCACACAAUAGAAUAAUGUUCAGGAGACUGGUCAUACAAUGCGACGUAAUGUUACGCUGGUGCUCAUCUGUACCGGGUGAAGUCAAAAUCCUAACAGACGGAAAGACUAGAGGCGCUCUGAGAUUUGAAAUAAAAAAAAUACUAAAAGGCCUGUAAUAUAACACUGUAAACCUGUUUUAAAACACAUGGGACUACUAUACACAUUGUGGCCAUAUUGGCCUUCAUCAGGGCAGGCUCUGCACUUUCCUUCUUUUGUGGAUUAAUGUGUUCAUGUUUUGACCCUUUCAGUGGGUUUUAGAGUAUACAGAAAAUUACCUUGAAAUCCACUGACUCAAGCAGACCAGGUGAUUGUUAUUCAUCUGUGUGUGUGUGUGUGUGUGUGUGUGUGUGUGUGUGUGUGUGUGUGUGUGUGUGUGUGUGUGUGUGUGUGUGUGUGUGUGUGUGUGUGUGUGUGUGUGUGUGUGUGUUUGUGUGUUUACCGUACAUGUUUCAAAAACAAAACAAGCACCUACCUCAGAAAUGAUAUUGUUCUCGACCAUCUUAUUCUGAACAUGUUCUUUUUCAUAGACGUUAAAUAUGUAUUCUCCCCAGAAUUCAUACAGUUACUAUAUGGACAUGUAGUAGGCCUACCUGUCAUGGAAAACAACUUGUUUUCUAUUAAAGGUCUUAUUCUUGACGUUUAUAUUCCUCAGACUCUUAUUCAAUGUUUUUUUGUCCAUAGAAUAUUUUGGAUAUAGUUACUUUACUUUACUGUACUGUACUGUACUGUAUUAUACCAUUUGUUAUGGGAAACGAUGUGGCCUUUAGUUGAACAUUUACACUAUAGAUUAGCAGUUAUGCUAUAAAUAUACAGUAUACUAUAAGCUAGAAAUGGCCUUUAGUUGUUGUUGUUGUUUGUUACAUUUUCACUGAAACAGGUUGAUUUGUUUACAAAUAUCAUUAAUUAUGUCAUGCAUAUUGCUGUAGGCAGUUGAUCUGGCUAAAAGCAAAACAAACAAAACAAAAAAACUUUAUUGCUGUCUCUAUUUGUUUGUUCUGACUCCUUUUAAAUAUAAAAUAUUUUACCACAAAUGUGUCUGUUGUGAUUACUGCUGUCAU
Engraulis encrasicolus (European anchovy) is the source of this 2928-nucleotide messenger RNA. RefSeq names its product zinc finger protein 572-like. The transcript is spliced from 6 exons. Gene Ontology annotation, biological process: regulation of transcription by RNA polymerase II. The record is from RefSeq and is a predicted model, not a curated record. Bases 461 to 1492 code for a protein of 343 amino acids. Gene Ontology annotation, molecular function: RNA polymerase II cis-regulatory region sequence-specific DNA binding; DNA-binding transcription factor activity, RNA polymerase II-specific. NCBI's taxonomy places the organism in Eukaryota, Metazoa, Chordata, Actinopteri, Clupeiformes, Engraulidae.